AUGGCGGAUAAGGUGUUACCAAGACACUCACACAUCGAAGUGGUGAUCCAACAAGCAGUAAAUCUGGUGGGAGAGUUUGAGAAGGCAAAUGAGAUUAGCUUAACACCCCUGAGCUCGAAUCACUGGGCUGCUCAGACUUGGGAAGCCCCUCCUCUGGGGGUGUGCAAAAUUAAUUCAGAUGUGGCUUGCUUCAGGGACGCUUCCACGGGUCUGGGGUGUGUGGUUAGAGAUCACGUUGGAGAUGUUCUUUUAUCGACUUGCUGGAGAUCGCGGGAAGAGUACGAUGUUGAUAUUGGUGAGGCGUUAGCUGCCAGGCAUUCUCUUUCAAUAUCCCUUGAGGCUGGCUUCCGUAAGGUAAUUCUUGAAACGGAUAAUCUGAAACUGCUCCAGCAUGUAAAGCACAGGAAAACUCAGUGUACGAGUUUUGGCUUAAUUGUCAAGGACAUUCUUUACCUUGCAGAUUCUUGUGUCUUUUUUUAUGUAUCUCAGGUGGGAAGAAUGGGGAAUGGGGUGGCUCAUAGGCUUGCAAAAGCUAGUAUAAUGUAUGAUGUUAUGAGGGUGUGGAUGGAGGAGGUGCCUGAGUGUGCGGCUGAUGCGGUAUUGCAGGAUAUUUUAAGCCUGAGUUAA
Molecule: messenger RNA, 627 nt
Organism: Chenopodium quinoa (quinoa)
Lineage: Eukaryota; Viridiplantae; Streptophyta; Magnoliopsida; Caryophyllales; Amaranthaceae
Exons: 2
Coding region: 1-627 (208 amino acids)
Molecular function (GO): nucleic acid binding; RNA-DNA hybrid ribonuclease activity
Source: RefSeq, a predicted model, not a curated record